AUGCAAGCUUCACAAAUUUUGUCAUUUAGGAAUUUGAUAGAAGGUAAUCCGAUUACCAAGUCCUUUGACCUUAAUUUGUCAAGCAAUGAAAGACUAACAUGUCCAAAACGUCUAUGCCAUAGAAGUGGAUCAUCCUCAAUAACACUUAAACAGGAUAGAUUGGAUGCUCCGACUAUCGACUUUUCUCUCUUAUCUUCAUCAUCCCCCGAUGAGCUUGCUAAGCUUCGCGUUGCCCUCACUUCUUGGGGCUGUGUUCAGCUAGUGAACCAUGGCAUGCCAGUUUCAUUGCUAGACGAGGUACGAGAAAUGAGCAAGGAAUUCUUCAAACUGCCAUUAGAAGAAAAAGAAAAGUACUCAUCCAAAGGAGAUGACUUGGAAGGUUAUGGAAACACGAAUGCUGUUCAACGUGGAAGUCUCAAUUGGAAUGAUAAGCUUCAUCUCCAAGUUUAUCCCGAGGAAAAACGCCAACUUCUAUGUUGGCCAGAAAAUCCUCAACAUUUUAGGACAACCUUACAUGAAUAUUCAAAGAAGAACCUAAUGAUACUUAGGACACUUCUAAAGGCUAUGGCGCGUUCUCUAAACUUAGAAGAAGAGCGUUUUUUGGAGCUAUGGGGGGAUGAAAAUGAAGAUAAUACUCAUGCAAGAUUCAACUUCUACCCUCGAUGCCCGAUGUCGGAUCAAGUUGUUGGACUUAAACCUCAUGGAGAUGGAACCGCCAUUACCAUGCUCUUGCAAGACAAAGAGGUUGAAGGCCUUCAAGUCGUCAAAGACGAUCGUUGGUUUCGUGUUCCUGUCAUCCCUCAUGCCCUCACCAUCCUUGUUGGUGAUCAGAUGGAGAUAGCGAGCAAUGGUGUUUUUAAGAGUCCAACUCACAAGGCAGUGGUAAACCCACAAUACGAUCGAAUGUCCUUAGCCAUGCUAUUCAUCCCAAGCCUAGACAAAGAGAUAGGCCCACUAGAAGAACUAAUCAAUGAAGAGAGGCCACAAUUAUACAAAAGGCUCAAGGAUUAUGGUCAAGUUUACACUCAAUCCAUUCCUUCUGGGAAAAGACCUAUUGAUAUGAUGAAGAUUAAUUAAGUUAGAAUAUUCUAAACAGUUUUGUGUUCAUAGAGACACAAAUUACUGAACGACUAUCCUUUACCUCAUCUAUUUUU
This is a messenger RNA of Chenopodium quinoa (quinoa), 1154 nucleotides long. RefSeq names its product probable 2-oxoglutarate-dependent dioxygenase ANS. Lineage: Eukaryota; Viridiplantae; Streptophyta; Magnoliopsida; Caryophyllales; Amaranthaceae. The coding region runs from base 1 to 1077 and encodes 358 amino acids. The transcript has 5 exons. The record is from RefSeq and is a predicted model, not a curated record.